This is a messenger RNA of Xenia sp. Carnegie-2017, 2772 nucleotides long. RefSeq names its product glycine betaine transporter OpuD-like. Gene Ontology annotation, cellular component: plasma membrane. Lineage: Eukaryota; Metazoa; Cnidaria; Anthozoa; Malacalcyonacea; Xeniidae. The transcript is spliced from 2 exons. The record is from RefSeq and is a predicted model, not a curated record. Bases 80 to 2287 code for a protein of 735 amino acids. Gene Ontology annotation, biological process: nitrogen compound transport. Gene Ontology annotation, molecular function: transmembrane transporter activity.
UUCAUUAAGUUUAAAGUGACGAGAGUAAUGAUGAUCAAAUGGUCAUAAGUUAUUGAACUGUACAAAGCGCGAUUUAAAUAUGGCUAUGGAGUCGAAUAUGGAGGGAGAUUUUCGUGUCGAAGAAUCGCAAAAACAAUGCUGCACUUUCAAACGAAAGAUAGGUCCUAUUCAAAUCAACCUAAAUCCAGUCGUCACCCUUGUUUCUGCCAGCAUUAUUUGGGCUCUCAUGAUCUGGUGUAUUGUUGAUACCGAGCGGGCUUCAUACAAAAUGACGCAAAGCAAAAUAUGGAUUACUGAGACAUUUAGCUGGUUGUACAUUAUAACCCAGGAUGCAUGGUUUGUCUUUUUGAUUAUCGUAUAUUUCUCAAAAUAUGGCAAUAUUAAACUUGGCAAAGACGACGAAGAGCCGGAAUUUAGUGAUGUCUCGUAUUUCACAAUGCUUUUUUCAGCAGGGAUUGGAAUCGGACUUUUCUAUUUUGGUGUAGCGGAACCAGUGUUUCACUACCAACCGAAAAGCCCGAAUAGAAAUAGAAUUUGGCACAGCAAAACAGACAAUGAAAGAGCUCAGGAUGCCAUGAACCUCACAUUUUUUCAUUGGGGGAUACAUGGAUGGAUAUGCUACACGUUAGUUGGUCUGAUCAUGGCUUUUAUAGCAUACAGAAAAGGACUUCCAAUGACAAUACGUUCAUGCUUUUACCCCCUUCUCGGAGAUAGAAUAUUUGGAGUUGUCGGCGACAUUAUCGAUAUUUGUUCAGUCGUGUCAACAAUGUUUGGAGUUGCAACAAGUCUUGCUUACGGUGUGCAAACCUUGAACGCGGGAUUAAAUCGUAUGCAUAGUGGUAUAACAGAAACACCUAACAAUCAAAUUAUCAUUAUCUGGGCUGUUACAUGUUGUGCCACUCUUUCGGUUAUUUCCGGACUUAAGGCUGGAAUUCGUCGCCUUAGCGAGAUAUGUUUUGGACUUGGCAUAUUUUUGAUGCUGUUUGUGUUCUUUCACGACAGCACAUGGUUCUUUUUGAAUUUGUAUGUUCAAAGUAUUGGUUAUUAUUUUCACAACAUCGUGCAAAACGCAUUCCACACUGACGCCUUUGCACAACUUGGAAAUGCUCCGGAUAAUAGGCAUGCACCACGAUGGAUGAAUGAAUGGACGAUAUUCUAUUGGGGCUGGUGGAUAACAUGGUCACCGUUUGUUGGUAUGUUCAUCGCCAAAAUUUCGCGAGGUCGAACAGUUAGAAGCUUCAUCAACGCCACAUUAACCGCACCAAUAUUAUAUCUCUUUCUCUGGUUUACUAUUUUUGGUGGCGCAGGGUUGAAAAUGGAGCGGGAUGCUUCCACUGCUAAAGUAUUCUGUAACUCGACCCUUGGUGGCACAGACGCGACAGAACCCUUUGAAAGAAUGUUUCGCUUAUCUUGCAGAAACAAGAGUCAAAUGUAUUUCGAUGUUAUCCAACAAUAUGGGGACAAUCUUGGGGGAUUUUUGCGAGUCGUUUCACUAAUUAGUGCUGUACUGUACUUUGUUACAAGUUCUGAUAGUGGCUCUCUUGUUAUCGAUUGUCUUUCAGCAAAUGGAAAUCCUGAUCCACCAAUAGCUCAGCGUGUAUUUUGGGCGUUUACUGAAGGAGCCUGUGCUACAGCGCUGUUGAAAGCAGGAGGGGAAAAAGCUAUCGAGGCUCUGCAGUCGGUUGCGAUAGCCGCUGGCUUACUUUAUGCUGUAAUUCUAAAUCUUAUGUGCGUAUCUCUUUGGCGAACAAUGCAGAUGGAAGUAGGCGAUUAUGAUUUCAACAAAAAGACAUUUUCCUCCAGUAUCGUGUCAGUUUUUGACGUGCCAUCAUUGAAAAGAUUUUCUGAUAUUGUGAUUUCAAUUUUCGCCCCUUGGUGGCCUGCUGGACGUGCAGCUGGAUUGCUAUUUAUGGUUCAUCCCUGGCGUCACAUGUUAGUCAUGGGCAUUUUGUUCAACGGAUGGAUUUUACUGCUUAUCUUGCAGAUUAUAGAAGCUGGGUUGGCGUACAUUGGUUGGGUCCUUUUGUGUUUCUUUUUGGCAUAUCUCACAUGGAUAAGGAUGGCUAUACGUGCACGAUUUGAUAUAGAAAAUAGCGUCAUUGAAGAUGGCAUUGUCUGUUUUGUUUUUUAUUUUUUAGCCGUCGAUCAGAUGUAUCAGCACAUGAUGAUUGAAGAAAAAAAUAAAAAAGAUGACCGCACGUUUGGAAUCCGCCUUAUGAAUAGCAAUGAAGCUAAUUCAACGAAAAAUGGAUCAGCGGAAAAGUUGAAAGCGCCAGAAAAUGUUUAAAGGAAGAAAUAGUGUUUUUUGUCCAUAUUUUUAGCACGGGGAAUAUUAAAAUAAAAGUAGUUUCGGAUAACGUCAGUAUUUUCUUAAAACCAUGAACACAUGGUGCAGUGUAUGCAGAAGCUUAAUUGAGUAACGUGCAGCUAGAUUAACGACCAAAGUGUGCAAGGUUUUAGUUUUUCAAUUAAUCGAUCACUGCAAGCGAUGCAUGUAAUAAAAUAAUGCAUAACCCUGCAUGUUCAUGAUUUUAAUUCCAGCAAAUUUUUAAAUUUGUACAAAAUGGAAACUUUUUGUGAUGUUUCAUGUUUCAUUUUUUUUACUUAACAUUCUGGAGUACGACACGACGGUGGACCGAAGACCUUAGGAAUACGAAUAGCACGAUCAACGAUUUGGAUGUCGACUCAAGAUCAUGAUAAUUAAAUUUACGUUGAAAAAUAUAUGCUACAAGUAGAAUUUAGAUGAUAAAUCUUUAAUAUUUGAUUUAUUAA